Chaetomium globosum CBS 148.51 is the source of this 3549-nucleotide messenger RNA. Its product is annotated as DNA-directed RNA polymerase II subunit RPB2. Gene Ontology annotation, cellular component: RNA polymerase II, core complex. NCBI's taxonomy places the organism in Eukaryota, Fungi, Ascomycota, Sordariomycetes, Sordariales, Chaetomiaceae. The transcript has 3 exons. The coding region runs from base 1 to 3549 and encodes 1182 amino acids. Gene Ontology annotation, molecular function: ribonucleoside binding; DNA-directed RNA polymerase activity; DNA binding. Gene Ontology annotation, biological process: DNA-templated transcription. The record is from RefSeq and is a predicted model, not a curated record.
AUGGCCGACUUUGCGACCCAAGGCCAGUUUGGCUUCGGAGAGCGCUAUGAUAACGAGAACGAGCAAUACGACCCCGAGCCCGAGCUCGAGGAGGCCGAGCUCGAGGAUGCCGAAGACACCGAUGACACCAUCACAACCGAAGACACCUGGGAUGUUAUUCAAUCACACUUCGACUGCAAAGGCCUUGUUGCGCAACAGAUCGACUCGUUUGACGAGUUCACAUCUACCACAAUCCAGUCUCUCGUCGAUGAAGUAACGAAGCGUGCUCGGGUCGCUAUCAACGAAGAGGUUGCUUUAAAGGACAUGGACGAAGAGCAGCAGGAGUACAUGGCCCGGACAGGCGAGGCCCCGAAAACCAUCCGUUGGGAGGAGGAGGAUACCGGGCCGACGGAGGGUUCUGGAAAGGGAGGGGAGGAUAAGGGCGACCUAAUCUUCCUUGGCAAGUUGCCAGUCAUGGUCAAGUCACAGGUCUGCCAUCUGGCUGGUGAGGACGACGAGUCCCUCUUUCUUCUCAAUGAAUGCCCUUACGAUCAGGGUGGCUACUUCAUCAUCAACGGCAGCGAAAAGGUGCUCAUCGCCCAAGAGCGUUCGGCCGCCAAUAUCGUUCAGGUGUUCAAGAAGCCGCCAGGAGGUAGCGUCUCGUACCAGGCCGAGAUCCGCUCAGCGCUGGAGAAGGGUUCACGACUUAUUUCGUCGUUGCAGAUGAAACUGCACUCCAAAGGCUCGCCCGAGAAGGGAAGGCUGGCGAACACAGUCAGCGUCACGCUGCCAUAUGUGCGCGAGGACGUUUCACUCGGCAUCGUUUUCCGCGCUCUUGGCAUCGUGUCCGACGAGGACAUCCUCAACCACAUUUGCUACGAUCGGACAGACACACAGAUGCUCGAGGCCCUGAGGCCCUGCAUCGAAGAAGCUUUCUGCAUUCAAGACCGCGAGAUCGCUCUCGAUUUCAUAGGAAAGCGUGGCAACGGUAACGCCGGCCAAAACCGUAUGAACCGCGUGAGGGCCGCAAAGGACUUGCUCCAGAAGGAAAUGUUGCCGCAUAUUUCACAGACUGAGGGUUGCGAGACCCGGAAAGCCUUCUUCUUGGGGUACAUGGUGCACAGGUUGCUCCAGUGCGCCCUUGGUCGCCGGGACCCCGACGACCGCGACCAUUUCGGCAAGAAGAGACUGGACCUUCCCGGCCCUCUCCUGGCCAAGCUGUUCCGGAACGUUAUCCGGCGCAUGACGCAGGACCUGAUGUCGUACAUGAAGCGUUGCAUCGACACCAACAAGAACUUCUCUCUCCCCUUGGGUAUCAAGCACUCGACACUCACCAAUGGGUUGAAGUACUCACUCGCGACGGGUAACUGGGGCGACCAGAAGAAGGCGGCGAGCUCCACUGCCGGUGUGUCGCAGGUGUUGAACCGCUACACUUUUGCCUCGACCCUGUCCCAUUUACGGCGCACCAACACACCCAUCGGGCGCGACGGAAAGCUUGCAAAGCCCCGCCAGCUUCACAACACUCAUUGGGGAUUGGUGUGCCCGGCUGAGACGCCCGAAGGCCAGGCUUGCGGUCUCGUCAAAAACUUGUCACUGAUGUGCUACGUCAGUGUGGGCACCCCCGCGGACCCGAUCGUUGAGUUCAUGAUCGCCCGAGGUAUGGAAGUGCUCGAGGAGUACGAACCACUCCGAUAUCCGAACGCCACCAAGGUGUUCGUAAACGGCACUUGGGUGGGUGUUCACCAAGACCCAAAGCAUCUUGUCACGCUGGUUCAGGGGCUGCGGAGAAAGAACGUUAUCUCGUUUGAGGUUUCGCUCGUUAGAGACAUCCGCGACCGUGAGUUCAAGAUCUUUUCAGAUGCGGGUCGGGUGAUGAGGCCGCUGUUCACGGUGGAGCAAGAACCGAAUGGCGAGAGCGGCGCUGAGAUGGGCGCACUGAUCCUGAACAAGGAUCAUAUUGGGCGCCUGAAGAUGGACGCAGAGCUGGGCAAAUACCACCCGGACUACUGGGGCUGGCAAGGCCUGUUGAAGUCGGGCGCUAUUGAGUAUCUUGAUGCUGAGGAGGAGGAGACGGUCAUGAUCUGCAUGACCCCCCAGGAUCUUGAUCAGUUCCGUGCCCGCAAGAUGGGAAGGAUCGAGCCGGACAACUCCGGGUUGGGCAAUAACCGGAUCAAGACGAAACCAAAUCCGACAACUCACAUGUACACGCACUGCGAGAUCCAUCCGAGCAUGCUCCUCGGCAUCUGCGCAAGCAUCAUCCCCUUUCCUGAUCAUAACCAAUCGCCCAGGAACACAUACCAGUCCGCCAUGGGCAAGCAGGCGAUGGGCUUUUUCCUCACCAACUACUCGCGGCGCAUGGACACCAUGGCCAAUAUUCUCUACUACCCGCAGAAGCCGCUUGCCACCACGCGGUCGAUGGAGUUCCUCAAGUUCCGGGAACUGCCGGCCGGCCAGAACGCCAUUGUCGCAAUCGCUUGUUACUCUGGUUACAACCAAGAGGACUCUGUGAUUAUGAAUCAGAGCAGCAUCGACCGCGGUAUCUUCCGCAGUCUCUUUUUCCGCUCGUACACCGACUGCGAGAAACGAGUCGGUAUCAACAUUGUCGAGCAGUUCGAAAAGCCCAACAGGAGCGACACGCUCCGUCUGAAACACAGCACCUACGACAAGCUUGAUGCCGACGGCAUUGUGGCCCCCGGCAUCCGCGUCUCAGGCGAGGAUAUCAUCAUCGGGAAGACGUGCCCCAUCAACCCAGACAACGCUGAACUCGGCCAGCGGUCCAACCAGCACGUCAAGCGGGACGCGUCCACGCCGCUCCGCAGCACGGAAAGCGGCAUCAUUGACCAAGUCGUCAUGACGACCAACCAGGACGGCAUGCGCUACGUCAAGGUCAGAGUCCGCACCACCAAGGUCCCGCAGAUCGGCGACAAGUUUGCGUCUCGCCACGGUCAAAAGGGUACCAUUGGUGUUACAUACCGACAGGAGGACAUGCCCUUCACGGCCGAGGGCAUCACGCCCGACAUCAUCAUCAACCCUCACGCCAUUCCGUCGCGUAUGACCAUCGCCCAUUUGAUCGAGUGCCUGCUGUCCAAGGUGUCAACGCUCAAGGGCAUGGAAGGCGACGCGACCCCCUUCACCGACGUGACGGUUGACAGCGUGUCGGACCUCCUCCGCGAGCACGGCUACCAGUCCCGCGGCUUCGAGAUCAUGUACCACGGCCACACGGGCCGCAAGCUGCGGUCGCAGAUCUUCUUCGGCCCCACCUACUACCAGCGCCUGCGCCACAUGGUCGACGAUAAGAUCCACGCGCGCGCCCGCGGCCCGCUGCAGAUCAUGACGCGCCAGCCCGUCGAAGGUCGUGCACGUGACGGUGGCCUGCGGUUCGGUGAAAUGGAGCGUGAUUGCAUGAUUGCGCAUGGCGCGGCGAGCUUCUUGAAGGAGCGUCUGUUUGAGGUGUCGGAUGCGUUCCGCGUGCACAUCUGUGAGAUUUGUGGCCUGAUGACGCCCAUUGCCGUGGAUUUUGCUGCGGUUGUGGUUUGGACGGUGGCCCCGUUUGAUGCCGGCAAAGGGUGA